Argentina anserina (silverweed cinquefoil) is the source of this 982-nucleotide messenger RNA. RefSeq lists its product as uncharacterized. The transcript has a single exon. The annotation marks the transcript as partial. The record is from RefSeq and is a predicted model, not a curated record. NCBI's taxonomy places the organism in Eukaryota, Viridiplantae, Streptophyta, Magnoliopsida, Rosales, Rosaceae.
CAUCAAGGGUACCCUGAAAUCGACCUAACCUUGCCCACUGACCUCUGCUCCCAUCUCCUCAACAACCCGAAAAUCGACACCAAUUCCACGCAAGAACAAACCCCAAAUCCUUCAUACAAGCAACUAUCACUAUCCCUAUGUAAAUCCAUCACUUCCAACCAGGAUUCCCAAUUACUCAACACACUCAAAUCAGUAGACUUUGAACUCCAUGUUCAGGAGCCCUUCUUCACACAAAUCAAACAUGGCAUAAAGACAACCGAAGGAAGAUGCAACGUUGGUAACUACAGUCGAAUCGAAACAGGAGCUCCGAUCCUCUUCAACAAAUGUCUUGUUGUCGAGGUUAAGGAAGUCAGAUCGUAUGGUUCGUUUUCUGAUAUGUUGAAGGCAGAGAGCCUAGAGAAGGUUCUGCCCGGUGUGAAAACCAUUGAAGAGGGUGUUCAAGUCUACAGGAGAUUCUACUGUGAGGAAACUGAAAGGUCCAAUGGUGUCAUUGCCAUAUGUAUUGAAAAAUUGGCUAUUCAACCCUACUUGUACUUGGCCAAAUUAUUAGGGUCGUGAGGGAAUUCAAAGCCUUUUGAAGGCUCAAUUCACAUGAAUUCAGUGUCUAAAAUUUGUAGCUAUACCAAAUGAGGAAAAUAAAAAAUUCAGUUAAAGAUGUUAUCUUUUUUUAGUUUUUAUGCGAUUUCAGAACAAGCAAAAACAAAGGAUGAGAUGAAAGACAGGCCUCAGAUUAGCAUAUUGGCACAUUCCUCAAGCCAACGACAGCCGAUUGUGGUGUGGAUGGAAAUGGGAAAUCCACACAACUGCGCAUAAGAACGGCGUCGUUGGUUCCUAGCCCCAACGCUUCUCAUCAUCAGCCCCCAUUACACAACAUCAGAAAUCCAAAACGACACCUUCCCAGAAUAACGGAUAGGAAAAUCCCUAAUCAUUUCAGGACCAACUACCAAUUCAGAAAAUAAAUUCGAUCGUUUUGAAAUUUGGG